AUGGCCGAUCUGAGUAAAAAUCACGAAUCUUCUACUACAAGGCUAAACGAACAAUCUCUGUUGUGCGUUGACGAGGUUAAAGAGAAUCUCCCUAUACACUCCGUUCCAUUAAGUCAAGGAGACCAGUUCCACAUCUCUAGAAAUGAGCAAACACAUCAAGCUUUUUCGACCUAUUUCGCCACUUUUUCUUCCACUCCAAUGACUCAACCAAAUCCUGCAGAAGUAGUAACUUCUUUUCCAAACUCGGAAUUAGCAAGUCCUGAAAUACGACGUCAUUCCUGCUCUUCCUCUUUCAUUCCUCAAUCUCGUUAUCAACCUAGGAGACCUGUUGAAAAUUGGAAAUACACCGAGAUCGCGUCUUUAGAAGGUGAAAUCUCCUAUCUCUGCUCCUUUUGCAAGCUGCCAUAUAAAUACAAGAAGUCGCUCAAUAAGCACUUUAAAGAUAAACAUCCAGAAAUUGAUGGACCAGGUGACGCUAACAACUCCUUGCCCUCCGAAGCCAAUUCCACCCCUAUUAGAGAAAUCAAACCGCGCUUCUCAUUGCCAUUGCAACGUCAUAAGUUUAAUGCAGGGCAAUCUCUACUUCCUCAGCAACCGCGAGGUGAGAUGCCAGAGAUAACCAUAGAGCAAAUAGAACCUGUAGAUCUUACGCUUGCUGCUUGUCAGCAAACUGAGAAUUCGAAAUCCGUUUCGGGAGAAAACUCUUUUUCCCGUUCAUCUCUUAUUGAAUUGCUGAGUAAUGCGUCAAACCUACUACAACACGAGUCAAUAGAGGAGAUGACAGUUGAAUCAAUGUCUCAAACAACACUUGAAUGUCUCCAACUCCUUGGACAUCACUUAGAAUCAAUUCUUUCGGGACCGAAAGACAGAAAACGUCCAGAUGGGAAACGCAUCAUAUGCCAAUUUUGCACCGAUUUCAAUGGAAAGUGGUACAGCGAAUUGAAGACCCACGUCUGCAACCACUCAGCCCACAAGCUCUUUGGUUGUCGAUCUUGCCCGUACAGAUGCAAGUGGAAAUGGGAUGCUAUGAAGCAUAUGCGAAGAUGUCCUAAAACCACUGAUAUUGCAUCAUUAAAGAAUGAGGAAAUGAAUCCCUACAUCAAGUUUUAUGUUCCGCCUGAGGGGGAUUUAUUGAAUAACUACUAUAUGGAUGAAAUUGAAGCCUCUUUGAACACUAGCAAGCAGGAAUUGGAUAGUAUAGAGGAUCAAAACGUGUCUGAAAGCCCCGAGAUGCUAAAUGAGACUUCUAAUGUUGUGACAGAUGGAACAAUUGGCUUAGGUUUAGUAAAUCGUACGCCUCUUGCCCCUCUAAAUAUGACUUUUGAAUCAACAGAUCCGUUAGAGUCGAUCCCUGUGAUGCCGAAUGCUCUUCCUCAGGAUAUUUUAACCCAAUCAAUGCUAGCAGAAAGUCUAAGAAACUUGAAUCGUUUAGCAUCGACGAAUAUGCCUGCCAAUUUCAAUAUUUUAAAAGAGUUUCCGCCUCUGGCUCAUACGAGCGCCCCAAUUCCUCCCAUUUCUCUGACAAAUUCCUCUACACCUAAUUCUCCUCUCCCAUUAAUAAAGCGACUUUCGGAACGUUCCAGCAAUGAUGAGAUUCUUGAUAUUCAACCGCCCGCAGAAUCUGAAUCGUCAUUAAGAAUGCCUCGUCCCACAACGCCCUCUGAAAAUAUCGAGAGCAAGGCUCCCCUUUCAGUAAGAAAACGACCUUCACAAAUAUCUUUGCCAUCUCCCAAGCAUCGUCACUCUAUUCAAAACGAUGAGAAUGCAGUUGCAGAAGUGAAAAACGAGACCUCCGAUCUACCAAUUUCCACGGAUUUCUCCGCUAGACCUUCCCUUAAGCCCACAUUAUCUGUCUUGAAGCGAACUCAAUCACCUCGACCUAAACUAAUUGCCAAUAGAAAUUCGUUAACAAAGGAAAGAUCCAAUUUCCGGCUCCCUGUUGAUAGGUCUCUUCUAGCUAGCGAAGACGACAAGGAAAACAGUCCCAGUAAUUAA
Rodentolepis nana is the source of this 1995-nucleotide messenger RNA. The record is from the annotation of a GenBank genome assembly. NCBI's taxonomy places the organism in Eukaryota, Metazoa, Platyhelminthes, Cestoda, Cyclophyllidea, Hymenolepididae.